Molecule: messenger RNA, 2054 nt
Organism: Orussus abietinus
Lineage: Eukaryota; Metazoa; Arthropoda; Insecta; Hymenoptera; Orussidae
Gene: CCT1
Product: T-complex protein 1 subunit alpha
Exons: 10
Coding region: 136-1806 (556 amino acids)
Biological process (GO): protein folding
Cellular component (GO): chaperonin-containing T-complex
Molecular function (GO): ATP-dependent protein folding chaperone; ATP hydrolysis activity; ATP binding
Source: RefSeq, a predicted model, not a curated record
UCUUAGUUCAUGUUAUUAUAGGAACAUCCUCGAGUUUCCCCACACGCGGUUUCCGUAGACCUUUUCCUUUUACGGCAGUGUUCUUUUUCAUCGAGAAGAUUCGUUAUCCGAAAGAAUUGGUCUUUUAGUAAAAUAAUGUCGACAUUAGCAAGCCCGUUGGCCGUUGGAGGCAGUCGGCAAUCUGGCGCUCCCGUCCGCACACAAAAUGUUAUGGCAGCCUGUGCGAUUGCAAACAUUGUGAAAAGCUCUCUAGGUCCAGUUGGUCUGGAUAAAAUGAUGGUGGAUGACAUCGGAGAUGUUACCGUGACGAAUGAUGGUGCGACGAUACUGCAAUUGUUAGAGGUUGAACACCCAGCAGCUCGUGUUUUAGUAGAAUUAGCUCAGCUACAAGACGACGAAGUUGGUGACGGUACAACUUCUGUGGUUAUCCUGGCUGCAGAGCUACUAAAAAAUGCAGAUGAGCUUGUCAAACAGAAAAUUCAUCCUACAUCGGUUAUUAGUGGUUAUAGGCUUGCUUGCAAGGAGGCCUGCAAGUAUAUUCAGCAACAUUUAACUGUCAGUUCGACCGAAUUGGGAAGAGAUUGCUUAGUUAAUGUAGCAAAAACUGCAAUGUCAAGUAAAAUCAUUGGAGCAGAUGCUGAUUUUUUUUCUGAAAUGGUUGUUGAUGCUGCCAAUGCCGUCAAGAUCAACGACGUUAAAGGAGGAGUCAUAUAUCCAAUUAAAGCAGUGAAUGUAUUAAAGGCUCAUGGAAAAAGUGCUCGAGAAUCAAUCUUGGUGCAUGGCUAUGCAUUGAAUUGUACCGUAGCUUCUCAGGCAAUGGUCAAAAAGAUCACAAAUGCAAAGAUCGCUUGUUUGGACUUUCCCUUGCAAAAAGCCAAGAUGAAGUUGGGAGUCGAGGUUCUUAUUACGGAUCCAGAAAAACUUGAAGGUGUCCGUCAACGCGAGUGCGAUAUUACAAAAGAACGUAUUCAGAAAAUUUUGUCCGUCGGAGCUAAUGUAAUUCUCGUCAGUGGUGGAAUCGACGAUUUAUGUCUUAAGUAUUUCGUCGAAGCUGGAGCAAUGGCCGUUCGCAGAUGUAAGAAAGUCGAUCUGAAAAGGAUCGCCAAGGCAACGGGUGCGCAUUUCGUUACAUCCCUAUCGAACAUGGAGGGCGAGGAAAGCUUCGAUGCUAAUAAUCUAGGUGAAGCUGCAGAGGUAGUUCAAGAAAUGGUCUGUGACGAUGAACUCAUCUUGAUUAAGGGGCCUAAAGCAAGGACAGCCAGUUCUAUUAUCUUACGUGGACCGAAUGAUUAUUAUUGUGAUGAGAUGGAGCGAUCGGUGCACGAUGCUCUGUGCAUGGUGAAGCGAGUUUUGGAAAGCAAACGCAUAGUGGCUGGUGGUGGAUGUGUUGAAGCAGCGCUAUCAAUAUAUCUAGAGACAUUCGCCACGUUUUUGAGUUCCAGGGAGCAGCUGGCUAUUGCAGAAUUUGCAAAAUCACUGUUGGUGAUACCGAAAACAUUAGCUGUUAAUGCGGCUCAAGACGCAACCGAUCUUGUCGCUAAAUUAAGGGCUUAUCACAACUCCAGCCAAACGAAACCUGAUCAUGCGUAUCUCAAAUGGGUUGGACUAGACUUGACAGAAGGAACUGUCAGAGAUAACAAGACAGCCGGAGUGUUGGAGCCUGCUAUUUCCAAAAUCAAAUCAUUGAAAUUUGCCACCGAAGCGGCUAUUACCAUCCUGCGAAUCGAUGACAUGAUCAAGCUAGAUCCUGAACGUCCAAAGGAUAAAUCCUAUCAAGACGCCAUGGCUGCAGGAGAAUUAGAUUAAACAAACACUAAUUUUGUGCUAUUUUCCGUUCACGUGUUGAUAUUUCCAUUGAACGAAAGUCUGGUACGAGGGCGUUCGUCUUUCAUUAACACGGUUAAAGCUAAACAAAACGUAUGAUUAAUGAUACAUUAAAUAAAUUUUUACAUCAUUGUAUUAAUGUUCGCAUAAAUUAAUGAAAGUACAACUGCGCGUAUACCGCAGUAAAUGUGUACCGUCGCGAGUACUUCAAAUAAAGCUUUUUCAUUUUA